Messenger RNA from Puma concolor (puma), 2397 nucleotides. The record is from RefSeq and is a predicted model, not a curated record. Lineage: Eukaryota; Metazoa; Chordata; Mammalia; Carnivora; Felidae.
AUGAAGAGCUCCUCCCACCUGGUCCAGCGUUCAGACGAGGCGGCCCUGGCAAAGUAUAUCUCUCAGUGCAUUGAUGAAAUCAAGCAAGAGCUGAAGCAAGACAACAUCGCAGUAAAAGCCAACGCGGUCUGCAAGCUGACCUACUUACAAAUGUUGGGCUAUGACAUCAGCUGGGCUGCCUUCAACAUCAUAGAAGUGAUGAGCGCCUCCAAGUUCACGUUCAAGGACCUGAGCAGCCCCAGCCAGUACGACACUGGCGUUGCACUGACUGGCCUGUCCUGUUUUGUUACCCCAGAUCUUGCCAGAGACUUGGCCAACGACAUCAUGACACUGAUGUCGCACACCAAGCCGUACAUUCGGAAGAAGGCUGUCCUGAUCAUGUACAAGGUGUUCCUGAAGUACCCCGAGUCCCUACGCCCCGCUUUCCCCCGCCUGAAGGAGAAGCUGGAGGACCCCGAUCCCGGGGUCCAGUCGGCCGCAGUCAACGUCAUCUGUGAACUGGCCAGGCGUAACCCCAAAAACUACCUUUCCCUUGCCCCUCUGUUCUUCAAGCUGAUGACCUCCUCAACCAACAACUGGGUCCUCAUCAAGAUUAUCAAACUGUUUGGUGCUCUGACCCCCUUGGAGCCAAGGUUGGGCAAGAAGCUGAUCGAGCCUCUCACCAACCUGAUCCACAGCACAUCCGCCAUGUCUCUUCUGUACGAGUGCGUGAACACCGUCAUCGCAGUGCUCAUCUCCCUGUCCUCCGGCAUGCCGAACCACAGCGCCAGCAUCCAGCUCUGUGUCCAGAAGUUGAGGAUAUUGAUAGAAGAUUCCGACCAGAACUUGAAAUACCUGGGCCUGCUGGCCAUGUCCAAGAUCCUCAGGACGCACCCCAAGUCCGUGCAGGCCCACAAGGACCUCGUCCUGCAAUGUCUGGACGACAAGGACGAGUCCAUCCGCCUGCGGGCCCUCGACCUCCUGUACGGAAUGGUGUCCAAGAAGAACCUGGUGGAGAUCGUCAAAAAGCUGAUGAGCCACGUGGACAAGGCCGAGGGCACGACCUACCGCGACGAGCUGCUCACCAAGAUCAUCGACAUCUGCAGCCAGUGCAACUACCAGCACAUCACCAACUUCCAGUGGUACAUCAGCGUCCUGGUGGAGCUGACCCGGCUGGAAGGCACCCGCCACGGCCACCUCAUCGCCGCGCAGAUGCUGGACGUGGCCAUCCGCGUGAAGGCCAUCCGCAAGUUCGCCGUGUCGCAGAUGUCUGCGCUGCUCGACAGCGCCCACCUGGUGGCCAGCAGCACCCAGCGCAACGGCAUCUGCGAGGUGCUCUACGCGGCCGCCUGGAUCUGCGGGGAGUUCUCCGAGCACCUGCAGGAGCCCCAGCAGACCCUCGAGGCCAUGCUGCGGCCUAAAGUCACUACCCUACCCGGCCACAUCCAGGCCGUGUACGUGCAGAACGUGGUCAAGCUCUACGCGUCCAUCCUGCAGCAGAAGGAGCAGGCGGCGGAGCCGGAGGCGGCCCAGGACGUCACCCAGCUCAUGGUGGAGCGGCUGCCCCAGUUUGUGCAGAGCGCGGACCUGGAGGUCCAGGAGCGGGCGUCCUGCGUCUUGCAGCUGGUCAAGCACAUCCAGAAGCUUCAGGCCAAGGACGUGCCGGUAGCAGAAGAAGUGAGUGCCCUCUUUGCUGGAGAGCUGAACCCAGUGGCUCCCAAGGCGCAGAAGAAGGUUCCAGUUCCUGAAGGCCUGGACCUGGACGCUUGGAUCAAUGAGCCGCCCUCGGACAGCGAGUCUGAGGACGAGAAGCCCAAGGCCAUCUUCCACGACGAGGAGCAGCGCCAUGCCAAGCAGCGGCAGCCGGAGGCAGAGGAGGAGGAGCUGGCCCGGCGUCGAGAAGCCCGGAAGCAGGAACAGGCUAACAACCCUUUCUACAUCAAAAGUUCCCCAUCUCCCCAAAAGCGGUACCAGGACAUGCCCGGAGUGGAACAUAUACCCGUGGUGCAGAUAGACCUCUCGGUGCCCCUGAAAGUGCCAGCGGUGGCGGCAGCCCUGGAGGCCGAGGCGGGGGGAGCCUGCGGCCGCCUCUCCUGUGUUGCAGGCAUCUUCCAGUACGAGACCAUCUCCUGUACCAACUGCACGGACUCGCACGUCGUCUGCUUUGGCUACAACUGCGAAAAUAAGUGGCACAAACAGGACGACCACACAAGAGUAUCCGUGUUGGGGCAACCAGGGCUGGGUCCCCAGGAAAGGCACAUCCCGGUCAUGGGCACCGGGGCAGGGCUGACGGCCCCGGGAUUUCCAUACGAAUUGUACCGCAACCCGUCUCAACACAGCCGGGCAGGCUUGACAGACCCAAGCCUUUGGCGCGAGCGGGUGCUCUUGACUCGCCACGCCGGGCUAAACCUCAGCUGA